This is a messenger RNA of Zygotorulaspora mrakii, 540 nucleotides long. It is a transcript of the gene ERV1, whose product is annotated as flavin-linked sulfhydryl oxidase. Gene Ontology annotation, molecular function: flavin adenine dinucleotide binding; flavin-dependent sulfhydryl oxidase activity. Bases 1 to 540 code for a protein of 179 amino acids. Lineage: Eukaryota; Fungi; Ascomycota; Saccharomycetes; Saccharomycetales; Saccharomycetaceae. The record is from RefSeq and is a predicted model, not a curated record. Gene Ontology annotation, cellular component: mitochondrion. The transcript has 2 exons.
AUGUCUUCUAAAUCAAAUGAUAAGGAUCUUGGUGUACGCAAGAUAAUUUAUGACAAAGAUGGCAAACCAUGUCGCUCUUGUAAUACUUUGCAAGAUUUUCAGUUUGCCACAGGAAAAAUAUCUGCUAAAGAUAUCCAACACAUCAAAAACGGGACAGAAAUAGCAGCAGCAAGUCCCCAAGAAACAAUUCUAAACUCGAAAGCGUAUAGGAGAGUAGACCCUCCAGGUGUCGAGGAACUAGGCAGAUCUUCUUGGAAUCUGCUCCAUAGCAUUACUGCAAAAUAUCCUAAAUCACCGUCAGACGAGCAAAAACUGGAAAUGAAGCAGUUUUUGACUAUUUUUUCUCAUGUAUAUCCUUGUAAUUGGUGUGCAUCAGACUUUGAAAAGUUUAUCAAGGUGAAAGCACCUAAACUAAACUCAAGGGAGGAGUUUGGCAGGUGGAUGUGCGAAGCGCACAACGAAGUCAAUGCUAAACUUAAAAAGGAGCAAUUCAAUUGCGAUUUUUGGGAAAAAAGGUGGAAAGAUGGUUGGGAAGAUUGA